AUGUAUCGUCAGCCAAUUCGUUUUGUUCGCGCUGUGCGACCGGCGGCGAGAGCUUACGGUCCAACCUCGUCGCGCAUUUCGAGACGCGCGUUUGGGGAGCAUCAUUUCCCAGGAAACAGGGCAGAAUCUCUCGAACAUAGCCAGAUUUUUAAGAUCAGUCAGGCUAUUCAACAGGACCACGAUGAGCUACAAGACUUUUAUAAUCGAAUAAAAAAAUCCAAAGACCAUGACGAGCAAAGGAGGUUCCAAAAUGCCUUUAUUUGGGAGUUGGCUCGGUUAUCUGUGGCAGAGGAAAUCGUUGUAUAUCCAGCCUUAGAAGAGGCCAUGUCGGAUGGAAAGCAGAGGGCGGACAAGGUCCGCGCGGAUCACCAGAGGGUAAAAGAAAAGCUCUACGAAUUUCAGAAGCUCAAACCCGGCGAUAAGAAGUUCCUCCCUACACUAGAAGAUCUCUUUCAAGACCUAAAGCGCCAUAUCAAGGAAGCGGAAGAAGGCGAUCUCGUUAAGCUGGAAGACGCGCUGGGUCUAACACGAUCCAAGGAACUGUGUCAGAAAUUCGAGAAAACGAAGUGGUUUUCGCCGACGCGCAGUCAUCCCGGUGCUCCGAAUAAGCCGCCGUUCGAGACAGCUGUCGCGUUCAUGACAGCACCAAUUGAUAAAGUCCGAGAUUUAUUCACCAAGUUCCCGGAUUUUGAGGCGAUUAAACCGUAUGGUGGAAAGUCGCCAUAG
Molecule: messenger RNA, 726 nt
Organism: Hypoxylon trugodes
Lineage: Eukaryota; Fungi; Ascomycota; Sordariomycetes; Xylariales; Hypoxylaceae
Exons: 2
Coding region: 1-726 (241 amino acids)
Source: RefSeq, a predicted model, not a curated record